Molecule: messenger RNA, 456 nt
Organism: Phycomyces blakesleeanus NRRL 1555(-)
Lineage: Eukaryota; Fungi; Mucoromycota; Mucoromycetes; Mucorales; Phycomycetaceae
Exons: 5
Coding region: 1-456 (151 amino acids)
Source: RefSeq, a predicted model, not a curated record
AUGUCUAAUAACCAAGUUAAAUGGAGUUGCUCAGUAUGCUCUCUAAAUGGCAGAUACUCUGUUAUGAUCUCUUUCCAGACACACCAUAGAUAUUUUGUAGAUGAUGUACAAAGAAAUUUUCACAAACAAUCUUUGUUACCUAUAGAAGCAGUAGGCAUGGUGAAUGAUGAUGCUAAUGACAUAGAGAUUGAUGCUGAGACAAAUAUUUCUGAAAAUCUUGAAUAUAAUUAUUGUUGUGGUGUAAGUACUGUAAUUAUGACAGCUCAGUUUUGUUUAUUGAGAAAGAACUUUGUAUCAAAGUUUGAUGAGGUUCUUACACUGAACUACCACUGCUAUUUAUAUUGUUUUGGAUCGGGAAAAUUAUAUGACUGGGAUCAGAUUUUAAGGUCAUCUAGCACUGUAUGUGCGAGACUUACAAACACUACAGUAUAUGUAGAUGGGGGGUUCCGCAAGUAA